Capsicum annuum is the source of this 1449-nucleotide messenger RNA. RefSeq names its product probable xyloglucan endotransglucosylase/hydrolase protein 28. The record is from RefSeq and is a predicted model, not a curated record. Bases 176 to 1168 code for a protein of 330 amino acids. The transcript has 4 exons. Gene Ontology annotation, molecular function: xyloglucan:xyloglucosyl transferase activity; hydrolase activity, hydrolyzing O-glycosyl compounds. Gene Ontology annotation, cellular component: cell wall; apoplast. NCBI's taxonomy places the organism in Eukaryota, Viridiplantae, Streptophyta, Magnoliopsida, Solanales, Solanaceae. Gene Ontology annotation, biological process: cell wall biogenesis; xyloglucan metabolic process.
CCAACUGAAUAUUUUGUCCAUAUAUGUACAAAUAGUGAACAGCUCAUAAAAAACCUUCCCCUUUGUCUUUCUCUUUCUUAUUUCCUUAUAUACCACGACUCUACAAAAAAAUUUAAACACCUAGAAAACUCUAUAAGAAACUUCUAAACUUUCUAUUAACCGAAAAAAAAAAAAAAUGGUGAAUUUUCAUCUGAAUAUUUUUAUUUUGUGUUCUAUUUUUGUUAUAGUUUCUGGGUUUUCAAAAAAGCUUCAAAGGUUGACGUUUGAUGAAGGGUAUACACAACUAUUUGGCCAUGAUAAUCUUAUGGUUCUUGAAGAUGGAAAUUCUGUUCAUAUAUCUCUAGAUGAAAGAACAGGAGCUGGAUUUGUGUCUCAAGACAUCUACCUUCAUGGCUUGUUCAGUGCUUCUAUUAAAUUACCGGCUGAUUACACUGCUGGAGUAGUAGUUGCAUUUUAUAUGUCAAAUGGAGACAUGUUUGAGAAGAACCAUGAUGAAAUUGACUUUGAGUUCUUGGGAAAUAUUAGAGCAAAAAACUGGAGGAUUCAAACUAACAUUUAUGGAAAUGGUAGCACAAAUGUUGGCAGAGAAGAAAGAUAUGGACUACGGUUUGAUCCAACUGAAGAUUUUCAUACAUACACCAUCCUAUGGACUGAGAACCACAUCAUCUUUUAUAUAGAUAAUGUCCCCAUAAGAGAGAUCAAGAGGACACAAGCAAUGGGUGGGGACUUCCCUUCUAAGCCAAUGUCUUUAUAUGCAACAAUAUGGGAUGGAUCUAGCUGGGCUACCAAUGGAGGCAAAUACAAAGUCAAUUACAAAUAUGCCCCUUACGUCGCCAAGUUCUCUGAUUUCGUCCUCCACGGAUGUUCAGUUGAUCCAAUUGAAUUGUCACCUAAAUGUGACACUGUCCAAAAUUCUGCAUCCAUUCCAACUGGUAUAUCCCCUGAUCAAAGACGAAAAAUGGAGAGCCUUAGGAAAAAACACUUGCAAUAUUCAUAUUGCUAUGACCGAACACGAUACAAGGUCCCUCUAUCUGAAUGCGUAAUUGAUCCUAAGGAAGCUGAUCGUCUCCGAGGGUUUGACCCCGUGACCUUCGGUGGCGUCCAACACCAUCACAAUAAACAUCGCCACCAGAGGCAAUCGAGGAGGGAAGAUGCUUCGUCUAUAUAAAAAGAAGGGUAUUGUAGUUUGUCUACAUUGAGAUGUUGAUAUUUUUAUCCAGCUUGAUUGAGGUUAUGGUAAUUUUUUCUUGUGAAUAGAAAAUAUAGAAAAGAGGAGAGGUAAAUGGGAUUUAGUACUCUAUAUUUGUCAUGAGUUCAUACCUUUAGGGGUCCUAGCUUGCUCUUACUGAUGUCUAGUCUUUGUGCUUCUAUUAUAAGUUCAAUUUGAUGAUGAUUUUUUGUGUACUAUGGUUGAUAUUCUGAAUAAAUAAUACAUAAUUUUAGCUAACA